CACAUCGGUAAUACAAGGGAAGGGACCCUUGUAUAUUAGUGUCCACCAAGCUCAUUAGUACGAGGCCUUUUGGGGAGGACACCCAAGAGUAAAACCGUGCGGGCUUGGCCCAAAGCGGACAAUAUCGUACUAAUUGAGCUCCCCGGUUAUGACAAGUGGUAUCAGAGCUUUGGUUGCGGUUUUGGGAAUUUGGCGCUGGACUGAAGUUUUGUUUUGUGGAGUUUGGUUGGAGUUUGUUUGAUAGUAAGAAUGGCUGCUAUCAGUAUGAAGAUUGAGAAGUUUACCGGAAGAAACAGUUUCAGUUUGUGGCAGAUCAAGAUGCAAGCACUGUUGAAACAACAGAGUUUGUGGGCUCCGUUGUCUGGAAAAUCGAAGAAGGAAAGCAUAGAUGAAGAAGAGUGGAUUAGUUUGGAGGAGAAAGCUCACUCUACAAUCUUGCUUUGUUUGGCUGAUGACAUCAUCACUGAGGUUGCUGCUGAGAAGACUGCUGCGGGUUUGUGGUUGAAGCUUGAAAGUCUAUACAUGACAAAUUCUUUAACCAACAAGUUGCAUAUGAAGCAAAGUUUGUUCAGUUUGCGUAUGGAGGAAGGUAUGUCUCUCAGGAAUCAUCUAGAUCAACUCAAUACCAUCUUGCUAGAUCUGCGGAAUAUUGAUGUUAAAAUAGAUGAUGAGGAUGCUGCCUUAAUUCUGUUAGUAUCUUUGCCACAGUCAUAUGAGAAUUUUGUGGAUUCUUUUAUUGCUGGGAAAGAUAGUUUGUCUUUGGAAGAUGUCAGAUCUGCUCUACAUACUAGAGAGGUUCGACAUAAGGCAUCUGGUUCAUGUUCGGAAAAUCAGGCAUCUGGGUUGGCUGCUACGAGUAGUAGGAGACAACAAUCUGGUAAUAGGAAGGCGAAUACAAAUUCGAAUUCUGCUGGUUUGAAGGAUGAUAUCUGUCAUUACUGCAAGGAGAAAGGACAUUGGAAAUUUGAUUGUCCUAAACUGAAGAAAUAUCAGGAGAAGAAGGAAUCAUCUGCUGCUGUGGCGGAAGAAACUAACUCUGAUUCUGAAGAUGGUUUAGCCUUAACAGUGAAUGAACAGGUACAUCAUCAGGAUGUGUGGUAUUUAGAUACUGCAGCUGAUUAUCAUAUGUGUCCAAGCAGGGAGUGUUUUUCAACUUAUGAGCAGAUUGAUGGAGGACAUGUUUCUAUGGCUAAUGGUGCUAUCUGUAAGAUUGUUGGAAGAGGCUCCGUCAGGAUGAGGACACAUGAUGGUUUUGUUCGCACCUUGAACAAUGUUAGGCAUAUUCCAGAAAUGACUAAGAAUAUAAUAUCUUUGAGUCUACUCGACAACAAGGGUUUCAACUUCAAAGGUGAAGGUGGAGUGUUGUCUGUCUACAAGGGUUCUAAGGUGAUUUUGAAAGGUGUCAAGCGGGGUGCCUUGUAUAGUCUACAAGGUUCUGUUUUGACAUGUUCUGUUGGUGAUAAGUGCACCAAGCUAGUUUUGAAUGACAAGUCUCAGCAUGGGUUGGACUUGCCGAAUGGUUUGAGUUGUUGACCGCCCUUAGGGGCAUUUGGAGGCAGGGGAGGUUCUGGAAAAUUCGGAGAUUUGAAGAGUUUGGUGUCUGAAAAUUUUGGUUGCAUUUGAGUUUGGCGGUUUCGAUCGCAUUUGGAUACGCUGGCGAUAUGUAUCGCGUCUGGGUACAUCUGGCAACUUUGGUUGCGUUUGGUACAUCUGGCAACUUUGGUUGCGUCUGGUACAUCUGGUAUUUGACAGAGAAUUCAAGUCAAGGUGGAGAUUGUUAGAAUAUGACUUGAAUUUGAUUUGGGUUUGUUUUGUGUUUUAGGCCUAUUUUGUUUGGGUUUGGGAUUGGGUUUUGUUUGACCUUUUCCUUGUAUGUUUGGGAUAAGGUAUUUGGUUUUCUGUUUGAGAUUAGGAGAAGAGUUCUAUAAAUACUCUUCAUCUCCCUAAUCUGUAGAAAGGUCAGUCAGGUUAGUUUGUUUGGUUUGUCCGUUUGGAAUUUGGUUUGUAACCUGUACUCUCCUCAAAUUAGUGAAAUUUGUUCUCCCAUGCCCGUGGAUUAGCUAGCACACAUUGUGUUAGUGAACCACGUUAAAUUUGUGUUCGUUCGUGUUGGUUUGGAUUAUCGAUUGCACGCUUCUGCUCUGACAAGUGGUAUCAGAGCCAGGUUCGGCAGAUCCGGGGCGGUGGACGUCAGUUCGGUGGACCCUCGUUUGGUGACCUCGGGAUUUGAGAUUCUCAUAUGGUUUGGUGGAUCCAGGAGAGAUCCACGUUUGGGCUUGGCGGAUCAAAAGAGAGUUCCGCAUUUGGGAAGCAGAUCAAAGAGAGUUCUGCGUCUAGUAAAGUCCUUGUAUCAAGAAGCCCAUCGAUACAAGGCGUCUGGCAGAUCAAGAUAAUUGCUGAGGUGAGGACACGAAGUUCGUGGUCCUUGUCUUGAGGGGAGGAUUGUUAUGAGACAAUCCAAGUACCACAUCGGUAAUACAAGGGAAGGGACCCU
Linum trigynum is the source of this 2494-nucleotide messenger RNA. NCBI's taxonomy places the organism in Eukaryota, Viridiplantae, Streptophyta, Magnoliopsida, Malpighiales, Linaceae. The record is from the annotation of a GenBank genome assembly.